Soboliphyme baturini is the source of this 710-nucleotide messenger RNA. Lineage: Eukaryota; Metazoa; Nematoda; Enoplea; Dioctophymatida; Soboliphymatidae. The record is from the annotation of a GenBank genome assembly.
ACGUACACAUGCAACGCAUGCAAUGACCUCGGUUGCGCUAACAGUUCUGUUGAACUGACCGUCCAUCCAUUCGUAAUCCCUACCGGACCAGAGUCACUGUUAGCUUGCUGUAAGCAACAGAACCUAUUACCCGAGUGUCUCUCUGCUUGUACUGUGGACAUAGACGUUAAUCUCUACCUGUAUAAUCCUCAUUGCAUGAACGAGUUUUCGAAACUACUCAAGUGCGCCAAAGAUGGUGUUGACCAUCGACAAUGCUGUAUAUACAACGGGGUACCUAGUUCUUGUCUGGGUUACUGCGACCAGGGCGGAGACGCGCCUCUUAACCUGUUUUGCCUAAAUUUUACUUCUCAAAUACUUACUUGCGUUCAAGAACUGCACAGAUCUUUGCCGGGACCACCGGUUGACAUCAUCGUCCAGCAGAUACCCGGCAGAAAUGCUCUUAACGUGUCGUGGAAUCCGCCCCUGCGAAAUGGAAAGUUGGUCGAGGUGUACAUCGUCUACUACAAACCGUCUUAUGUUAGCAACUAUCUCAAGUUUCGAACUGAGAAAAACUGGGCCGUGCUAACCGACUUGAACGUUUCCGCUACUUAUGAAGUCACCGUUACUGCAGUGAACCAGAAUGGCUUCUCUAAUUUCCCUCCAUCUGUUUCGCACCAACUGAGCGCUGUUGCCGCUCACACUGGCGAAGGUAAGUUAAGGAUGGUUUAAUG